This is a messenger RNA of Emys orbicularis (European pond turtle), 2169 nucleotides long. RefSeq names its product cadherin 13 (gene CDH13). The coding region runs from base 1 to 2169 and encodes 722 amino acids. The transcript has 12 exons. The record is from RefSeq and is a predicted model, not a curated record. Gene Ontology annotation, molecular function: calcium ion binding; cadherin binding. NCBI's taxonomy places the organism in Eukaryota, Metazoa, Chordata, Testudines, Emydidae. Gene Ontology annotation, cellular component: plasma membrane; adherens junction; catenin complex. Gene Ontology annotation, biological process: adherens junction organization; cell morphogenesis; multicellular organism development.
AUGAAAGCCAAGAAGAUUGGUGAGCAAGUGGAUAUUAAAAGUCCGUUCCCUCUAUUUCCUCAGGUGCUGUUGCUUGUAUUUGCAGAAGAUUUAGAAUGCAUCCCCGGAUUCCAGCAAAAGGUUUUUCAUAUUGAACAGCCAUCUGAAUUCACAGAGGACCAGCCAAUUCUGAACUUGGUGUUUGAUGACUGCGAGGGGAAUGACAAGUUGAACUUUGAAGUUUCUAACCCAGACUUUAAGGUGGAACCCAAUGGAUCUUUAGUUGCACUGAAAAAUAUAACUGAAGCUGGCCGAGCUUUGUUCAUCCAUGCUCGGUCUGCCCAGGCUGAAGAUAUGGCAGAAGUUCUAAUUGUCGGAGGGAAAGACCAUCAUGGCUCUUUAAAGGAAAUCUUUAAGAUUGAAGAUGGGAGUCUUGGAAUUCUAAGACAAAAAAGGGCCAUUGUGGCAACACCAAUAUUAAUUCCAGAAAAUCAGAGACCGCCAUUCCCCAGAGCCGUGGGCCGGGUUAUCGACAGCGACGGAACAGAGGGAUCAAAGUUUCGACUUUCUGGAAAGGGAGUGGAUCAAGAGCCAAAAGGAGCAUUCAAAAUCAAUGAGAACACUGGGGAAAUCUCGGUGACACGGUCCCUUGAUAGAGAAGCAAUUCCCACUUAUCAACUGCAAGUUGAGAUCACUGAUGUCAGCGGCAAAAGUAUUGAAGGCCCAGUCCUUCUAGAUAUCAUUGUUAUUGACCAGAAUGACAACAGACCCAUCUUCAGGGAAGGACCAUACGUUGGACAUGUCAUGGAAGGGUCACCUACAGGAAGCACUGUGAUGCGCAUGAUGGCCUUUGACGCUGAUGACCCUGCUACAGACAAUGCUCUUUUGAGGUAUAAUAUCCUUAAGCAGACUCCUGACAAACCAUCUCCAAAUAUGUUCUUCAUUGAUCCAGAGAAAGGAGACAUUGUCACAGUGGUAUCACCUGCAUUGUUGGACCGUGAGACGAUGGAAAACCCUAAGUACGAGCUUAUUAUAGAAGCGAAGGACAUGGCUGGUCUUGAUGUGGGAUUAAUUGGCACAGCGACAGCUACCAUUGUUAUCGAUGACAAAAAUGAUCACCCACCAGAAUUCACCAAGAAAGAGUUCCACGCCACAGUAAAGGAAGGAGUCACAGGAGUGAUGGUGAAUUUAUCUGUUGAAGACCGCGAUGAUCCAGCAACAGGAGCCUGGAGAGCUGUGUAUACUGUUAUCAAUGGAAACCCAGGACAGAGUUUUGAAAUCCAUACCAAUCCAAAGACGAAUGAGGGAAUGCUCUCUGUUGUUAAACCUUUAGACUACGAGAUCUCAGCAUUCCACACACUGCUGAUCAAAGUAGAAAAUGAAGACCCGCUGGUUCCAGACAUAGCCUACGGCCGCAGUUCUACAGCAACAGUUCAGAUCACUGUUCUGGAUGUAAAUGAAGGCCCUGUUUUCCACCCAGACCCAAUGACAGUGACCAAACAAGAAAACAUCCCCAUAGGCAGUGUUGUGUUAACAGUAAGCGCCACAGAUCCAGAUAUCUUGCAACACCAGACUAUUGGGUAUUCUGUUUACAAGGACCCAGCAGGAUGGCUGGAAAUUAAUCCUACAAAUGGUACCAUUUUCACCACUGCUUUCCUGGAUCGUGAAUCACCCUAUGUCCACAACAACGUCUAUACAGCACUGUUUCUGGCAAUUGACAGUGGCAACCCUCCUGCAACCGGCACGGGAACCUUACAGAUAACUCUGGAAGACGUCAAUGACAAUGCCCCCGCCAUUUAUCCAACGUUGGCAAAAGUCUGUGAUGACGCAAAAGAUCUCAGGGUAGUGGUCUUGGGGGCAUCAGAUAAGGACCUUCACCCUAACACAGAUCCAUUCAAGUUUGAACUGAGUAAACAGUCUGGCCCAGAUAAAGUGUGGAAAAUCACCAAGAUCAACAACACUCAUGCCCAGGUCAGCCUGCUUCAAAACCUGAAGAAGGCCAAUUACAACAUCCCAAUCUUGGUGACAGAUUCUGGAAAACCGCCUCUGACUAACAAUACCGAACUGAAAGUACAAGUGUGUUCCUGCAAGAAAUCCAAAAUGGACUGCAGUGCAGCCGAUGCCCUUCAUAUCAGCAUGAUCCUAAUCCUUCUCUUUUCACUCUUCAGUUUAUUUUGUAAGUUUUCCUAA